UUUUAAGCGGUUUAGGACACAUCCCACAAAAGUAUCAGUGUAGCUAGUGCACUAGGUGCUUAUAUUUAAAAACACAACAUUAGGUAAUUCAAUGGAGACUAAAGCUGAUAGUUUUUAUCGACAGCUGCCUAAAGUGGAGCUUCAUGCACAUCUUAAUGGUUCCGUCAGCUAUGAAACUAUGGAGAAACUCAUUGCCAGAAAGCCACAUCUGAACAUUGAGUCCAGCAUGACGGCUAUCCAGAGUGGACAGCAGCGCACGCUGGAUGAAUGUUUCCAGGUUUUCAAAGUGAUCCAUCAGCUUGUUGAUUCAGAAGAGGACAUCCUAAUGGUUGCCAAAGCUGUUAUUCAGGAGUUUGCUGCUGAUGGAGUAAAGUAUUUGGAACUUCGUAGUACACCACGUCAAGAGACUAAAACAGGUCUGACGAAAAGGAAGUACAUUGAAACUGUUAUUGAAGCCAUCAAUCAGUGUAAGCAGGAGCAAGUAGACAUAGAUGUCAGGUUUCUAGUAGCCGUGGAUCGCAGAAAUGGGCCCGAGGUUGCUAUGGAGAUGGUAAAGCUAGCUGAGGACUUUAUGCUGUCCAGUGAUGGUGUGGUGGUAGGACUGGACCUCAGUGGUGACCCUACAGUCGGGCAUGGAAAAGACUUGCUUCCCGCUCUUCAGAAAGCCAGGAACUGUGGGCUCAAGUUGGCAUUACAUUUGUCAGAGGUUCCCUCUCAGAAGGAGGAGACAGAUUUGCUGCUGAGUUUGCCUCCUGACAGGAUUGGUCAUGGAACAUUUUUACACCCUGAAGUUGGUGGAUCAGACAGCCUAGUAGACAAAGUCUGCAAGCAAAACAUUCCUAUAGAAUUGUGCUUGACCUCUAAUGUGAAGGGUCAGACUGUACCCUCAUAUGAUAAGCAUCACUUCCAGUAUUGGUAUGAGAGGGGGCACCCGUGUGUAAUCUGUACGGAUGAUAAGGGUGUGUUCUGCACAGAUCUCUCUCAGGAGUACCAGCUGGCUGCGUCUACAUUCGGUCUCAGUCGAGAGGCCGUGUGGUCUCUGUCCCAGCAGGCCAUUCAAUGCAGUUUUGCCCCGGAGCCUAUAAAGCAGCAGCUGGAGCAGAGGUGGGCUGAGCUCAGACCUAAGAUCCUUUACUGAUGGAGCUAUACUCAGCAAAUGGGUUUAAUAGGUCUCCCUUCUGUGCCAGCACUACAGCAUUUAGCACUUGAACAUGUUCACCAUGUGUACUGUAGCUGUGACUUCAUGUUACUGCCCACUCCACAGAAGCUUUUUUAUUAAUUGAGAGAUAUGUAGGGAUUGCUGCCUGGCCUUUUACACAACGAUGUUAUCUCUUCAUAGUCAUGUUAGUAAUGCAAAUUUUGCCUGAUUUCUUUGAAUUAAUAACCGCCAGUAGCCGACAGUUAACCAACAUUAUUCUUAUUCAGUCCAAUCAAAAUAUGGUGGUGCAGCAGGUAUUGAGGUUUACUGGGAUUAAUCUUUUUCUCCAGUCACAUACAUGUGUACAUGUCUGAGUAUUCUGUAGUUCUCUUACUUUCCAAAAACAUGUAGAUUGGCUUACUAUUAAUAUAUUUUAAAUUAGACCAAGUCCGCUCAGGUGGCGCGGCGGUGUUACAUCAGUCUACCCAUGUCGAGAUCUGGGUUUGAAUGACAGCAGUGUGAUUGCGUAACUGAUUAUAAAAACAGACAUAAUUGGUUAUGUCAAAGGGGGGUUAGGGACAUGAUGCCCCACAAUGGAUUGGCUGCUUCCUGUGUUGUCUAUUCCUGUCUUGUGCUCAGGCAGGGUUUCUUGGUGAAACUUGCACAACCCUGACCAGGAUAAAGCAGAUGAUAAAAAUAAAAAAAUACAAAAUGGAAUGAAAUUAGAGCAUGGCAACAUGUCUGAAUCUGAUGUGAAUACAUUUUACUUUCAGCUACCUCAUCUUGUACAUAUGUAAUAAUGUUUUAAUGCUUUUAAAUAAAUAA
Messenger RNA from Trichomycterus rosablanca, 1963 nucleotides. RefSeq names its product adenosine deaminase-like (gene mapda). The record is from RefSeq and is a predicted model, not a curated record. The transcript has 10 exons. Bases 92 to 1138 code for a protein of 348 amino acids. Gene Ontology annotation, biological process: adenosine catabolic process; inosine biosynthetic process. Gene Ontology annotation, molecular function: adenosine deaminase activity. Lineage: Eukaryota; Metazoa; Chordata; Actinopteri; Siluriformes; Trichomycteridae.